This is a messenger RNA of Penicillium cataractarum, 543 nucleotides long. RefSeq lists its product as uncharacterized. The transcript is spliced from 3 exons. NCBI's taxonomy places the organism in Eukaryota, Fungi, Ascomycota, Eurotiomycetes, Eurotiales, Aspergillaceae. Bases 1 to 543 code for a protein of 180 amino acids. The record is from RefSeq and is a predicted model, not a curated record.
AUGUCUGACUCGCUUGCCCUUCUCCGCCGUCGCCGCAGCGACGAGCUUGCCAAGCUUGCCGAUGAGCAUCUGCAACAUGAACUCCAGGCAGACGAUCGGGAUGCACUCAAGUCAGCUGCAUCAACUGUUUCCUUGUGGACUACGGUUGGAUCUGCGGUAGGCCUUGGGCUUGGAUUGUAUGCUGCCAUUCGGCUACGAAGCACCCGCAAGGCGUUCUUUGCCGCUAUUCGAGCACAGGAACGGCCUACCAAGGUUGUCUUUGCAGAUGGACGUACCGAGCCUAUUCCAGAUUUGACACCACUACUGAAACCUACCACCCUCGGGGAUGUUGCAACCUAUUUCUUUGCUUCACUCGGUGGUCUAUUUUUGGGUGGAGAACUAGGCUUUAUGGGCGGAGCAGCCAGUGGAAGCCGCAGCAUCACAGCUGAUCCGGAAAGGAAAAGGCGGAUCGAGACUGCUUUUAGAAGGUUCAGAGCCGAUGUCCUUCGAAGAGAAGCAGAUUCGCUAGAUAACGGUGCCAACGUUUCAGAGAUCAUGUUCUGA